AGAGGAGAGUGGCAAGCAUAUGAAAAGAAAAAGGGAAAUUAGAAAUAAAAUAAGGAAGAGAGAAAAGGAAAAAACUCCAAAUUGGAUACAGAAAGGAAGCAGAGUGGUUAUGUUUUGAACUACAAGAAAAUGUCUGGGGAAAGACAUUCCGUGGAAAACAAUUUGUUCCUGGAUGUACUGGAUGAGGCACCUCUUUUCGGUAAUAGGAGGCCUACAAGCCUUAUUGGGAGUGUUUUCUACUGUAUCUUAUUGGCAAGUUUUGCUGUUUUGGCUGUCGGAACUACAUGGAUAUUUCACCCUAUUAGAGGACUAGUUUUCGAGCUUCUUUGCAGUUGUAAUGUUGCCCUCUUAGUUAUGACCGGCAUUUUUCAGCAAUAUCUGGUAUACCAAGUGCAGAAAAUACGGUUGCAGGGUUACUGUGUUUUCAGCCAGAAGUUGAAGCAUAUUAUUCGCUUACCGUUUGCAACAAUUGCAUAUGGAACUGCUGCAAUGCUGCUGGUCAUGGUUUGGGAUCCAGAUAUUAGCAUCCUCUCCAUAUCCACACUGCUCAGGAUAAUCAUGCUGGCUGAAGUAGUCUGUGCUGCUUCUUUCAUGACUCUCUAUAUUGGUUAUGUUCAUCAGUACAAUUCAUUUCAUUCCCAGCCCGAUGUUUUGAAGUCACUUUAUUCGCCACUUCAACCAUCAAAUUCUGUGGAAGGACCGAGGUAUCAAGAUGGUGGUCAACUAUCUGAUCAGGUCAUGGCGUUAUUGCAAUAUCAGCAAGAAAAUAUACACUUUCUGAGUGAGGAGAUUCUUGGAUUACAGGAAUCCUUGAGCAAAUAUGAAAGGUCUAAUGAUGGGACGGCACCUCAGGUUGAUCUGGCCCACUUACUGGCAGCUCGAGAACAAGAAUUGCGCACACUUUCAGCUGAGAUCAAUCAACUGCAAUCUGAGCUUAGGCUUGCUCGAUCUCUAAUAGAAGAGAAGGAUGCUGAGAUGCAACGCAUCCGCAGUACAAACAAUCAGUAUGUAGAGGAAAAUGAGAGGCUUAGAGCAAUUAUGGGCGAAUGGAGCAACCGAGCAGCUAAGCUUGAACGUGUGUUGGAGCUCGAAAGGAUGUCAAACUUGGAAUUGCAGAAAAAAGUAACCACACUGAAAAGCCAAACGCAUGAAUAAGUUCAACCAACGUAACCGCUAGGCUAGCAACUUGCGACUUAUCAAUAGACUAGCCAAUUCUUUGUUCUUUUAGGUCUUAUGAAGAGAAUGAUAGUUUCGACAAAGAUACUCACUUGUCACCUGGGAAGGAUGUGCUCUAAUCUCUAUGCACAUAGACUACAAGCCAUUCUAGGUUUCUCAUGAGUAGCUUGCUGGAUGCAACAUUUUGAGCCUCCCAUCUAAUGUGUGGUCUCUGCACAUUUUCGUUUUGUUUCCUCCAGUGAAUGUCUUUAUUAGUCUAUUUCUUGACAGUUUUUGUUUACCCGUACGAAGAACUAGUACCAUUUGUUUCUUACCAAUUGUUACUAAUUGAAGGUUAUAUUUGCAAAGAGUGCCACAGACGUGGUGACACCCACCUAAA
Molecule: messenger RNA, 1555 nt
Organism: Lycium barbarum (goji berry)
Lineage: Eukaryota; Viridiplantae; Streptophyta; Magnoliopsida; Solanales; Solanaceae
Product: protein FIP1-like
Exons: 14
Coding region: 130-1155 (341 amino acids)
Cellular component (GO): lysosomal membrane; late endosome
Source: RefSeq, a predicted model, not a curated record